AUGGCCACAAACGGCGACCUACCCAGCGACGAUGAAUUCUCGCAACCCGGGAGUCCUCCCGGAGAGCACCUCGAUGAGACCGAGCAGGCAGAAGACACAAACCAACCCCUGAAGUCCUCCUUGAAGGCCAAUACUGGCUCAGCAGCCAUCCCAGAGCCCGCCGUGACGAGACCGCCACUACCAGAACAGCCCGACCCGAAAGAUCUCGAUAUUAGCUCGCUCACGCCCCUAACAGACUACAUCAUCGCUCGACAAGCAACGAUAAACAUCGGUACGAUCGGCCAUGUCGCUCACGGCAAGUCAACAGUCGUAAAAGCCAUUUCCGGCGUCCAGACUGUCCGAUUCAAGAACGAAUUGGAGCGAAACAUCACCAUCAAAUUGGGUUAUGCGAACGCGAAGAUCUACAAAUGUGACAGCCCGGAGUGCCCUAGACCUACGUGUUACCGCUCGUUCAAGUCAGAGAAAGAGGUUGACCCGCCUUGCGAACGCGAUGGCUGCACAGGCACAUAUCGCUUGCUUCGCCAUGUUUCCUUCGUCGACUGCCCCGGUCACGAUAUUCUCAUGAGCACCAUGCUGUCUGGCGCUGCGGUCAUGGACGCCGCCCUGCUCCUCAUCGCCGGCAACGAAACCUGCCCCCAACCCCAGACCUCUGAGCACUUAGCGGCCAUCGAGAUCAUGAAGCUGAACCACAUCAUCAUCCUCCAGAACAAAGUCGACUUGAUGAAAGAAGACAACGCCGCCACCCACCACGAAUCCAUCCUCAAAUUCAUCAAAGGCACCGUCGCCGACGGCAGCCUAUCAUUCCCAUCUCCGCCCAACUAA
Messenger RNA from Cyphellophora attinorum, 822 nucleotides. RefSeq names its product Eukaryotic translation initiation factor 2 subunit gamma. The coding region runs from base 1 to 822 and encodes 273 amino acids. The transcript is spliced from 2 exons. Lineage: Eukaryota; Fungi; Ascomycota; Eurotiomycetes; Chaetothyriales; Cyphellophoraceae. The record is from RefSeq and is a predicted model, not a curated record. Gene Ontology annotation, biological process: formation of translation preinitiation complex; positive regulation of translational fidelity. Gene Ontology annotation, cellular component: eukaryotic translation initiation factor 2 complex; cytosol. Gene Ontology annotation, molecular function: tRNA binding; GTPase activity; GTP binding.